AUGAUGCUGAUAGUUUUUGGCGCAGAGGGCGGAGCACAAGAAUGGAAAGACAAAGUGACAGAUUCUCGUGUGAAUCGACACGAUGGAGGAGAGCACACCGCCAAAGCACAUAACCUGAAAGGUCAACUGCCUGAAGGGAGCAUGGAAUCUUUGGCAACAACCAUUCGUUUCGUCACGCUCAACUGCCGAACACUAUCGAGUGAACUCCAACAAGCCGCUCUAUCCAGACUUCUGCGAUAUCUCUGUGUGCCUUUUGCUGCACUGCAGGAAACACGCGUGAGAGAUCGGCCCGUCAUCAGCAUCGAAAAUUACACCGUAUACUGCGGUGAUGCUGAUGAGAACAAAGUAGGUGGCUGCGCGAUAGCUGUGAGGAACGAUUACAAGAAUCUGGUGGAGGAAUUUGGCUCAACGUCGUCUAGAUGCGCCUUUUUACGACUGCGGGAUCGCAGAGGACGUAAACUCUGGAUCGUAAGUGCUCACGCACCUACGGAAACCGCUGAGGACAACAGGAAGGACGCCUUCUAUGAUGAACUCAAUGCGUUGAUGUCUAAAAUACCAAGCCAGCAGGUGGUUAUUGUCGGAAUCGACGCAAAUGCGAAGAUGGGACUCGAACAGCAAUCCGAUGUGCUAGGAAAAUGGUAUUAUCCAGCGGAGCGCACGUCGGACAACGGUGACCGUCUGGUCGACUUGUGCGAACAGACGGGUCUCAUCAUCGCUUCCACGUUUAAGAGGAAUCGUCGACGCCAUCAGCUCACGUGGCAGUUGUCAACCCUUUUAACACCUGAAGAGCAACGUAAGCGGAAGAUGAAGACUCUUAAGCUUCAGCUCGACUACGUUCUGGCGAGGAACAUUCCUUAG
This is a messenger RNA of Necator americanus (New World hookworm), 858 nucleotides long. RefSeq lists its product as uncharacterized. Gene Ontology annotation, biological process: chromatin remodeling. Gene Ontology annotation, cellular component: nucleus. NCBI's taxonomy places the organism in Eukaryota, Metazoa, Nematoda, Chromadorea, Rhabditida, Ancylostomatidae. The record is from RefSeq and is a predicted model, not a curated record. Gene Ontology annotation, molecular function: catalytic activity. The transcript is spliced from 2 exons. Bases 1 to 858 code for a protein of 285 amino acids.